CGGCGCUCUGGUCGUGAGAGAGGAGCCUCCCUUCCCGUUCGCCCGUGAGCCAUCCGCGCGAUCCCUUCGACUGGACACUGCGCCGCUUAUUAUCCAGUUCCACCACGGCCGAGAUACUCCGGGAAAGUGUCGGUUAAAGUGCCCGUUCACCGUGUAACUCUGCCCACCGGCUACAUCGCUCGCUACGGAAAAUGGCAUCUGGAGUGACAGUCGCGGACGUUUGCAAGACAACGUACGAGGAGAUCAAGAAAGACAAAAAGCACCGAUAUGUGAUUUUCUACAUCAAAGACGAAAGGCAGAUAGAUGUCGAAGUUAUCGGACCCCGCGACGCCGCUUACGACGCCUUCCUGGAGGAUUUACAGAAGGGCGGCAGCGGAGAGUGCCGUUACGGCCUGUUUGACUUCGAAUAUACCCAUCAGUGUCAGGGUACUUCCGAGGCAUCCAAGAAACAAAAACUGUUCUUGAUGUCGUGGUGUCCCGACACGGCCAAGGUUAAGAAGAAGAUGUUGUACUCGAGUUCCUUCGACGCUUUGAAAAAGUCGCUGGUCGGUGUGCAAAAGUAUAUACAGGCGACAGACUUGUCGGAGGCUUCCGAGGAGGCUGUCGAGGAGAAGCUUCGAGCUACUGACAGGAAUUAGGAGUAUUCCAGCAAAUCCCAAAACCCACUAUUACAAGAUAAGAAAAAGAAAAUCAAGUGGAAUACAGUACAUCGCGAAUUAACUUCCCAGAAACAACAACAAAAAAAAAACAAUAAUGCUCUAUACUGUCGUUGCAUCGAGGGUUCACGUUUUUACAUAUUUUUCACUUUUAAACGAGACCGAUUAUCAAGUAUUUUGCGUACAUAUGUUAGUCAUCAUGGGAGUGAAUAUUAGCAAAAGUAAACAGAAAUGGAAAAAAGGAAGAAAAAAAAGGGCCAAUCAUCCCUUUUCCAUACUGCGGACGUUGUGUGAAUCUGUCUGAUAUAAUAUUAAUAUUAUACUAUAUUAUUAUAUAAUUAUAAGAUAAUUGUACAAGAAUACAAAACAAUUUACAACCAGUCAAA
This is a messenger RNA of Wasmannia auropunctata (little fire ant), 1042 nucleotides long. It is a transcript of the gene tsr, whose product is annotated as cofilin/actin-depolymerizing factor homolog. The transcript is spliced from 3 exons. The record is from RefSeq and is a predicted model, not a curated record. The coding region runs from base 192 to 638 and encodes 148 amino acids. Gene Ontology annotation, biological process: actin filament fragmentation; actin filament severing; cell motility. Gene Ontology annotation, molecular function: actin filament binding. Lineage: Eukaryota; Metazoa; Arthropoda; Insecta; Hymenoptera; Formicidae. Gene Ontology annotation, cellular component: cytoplasm; actin cortical patch; actin cytoskeleton.